Messenger RNA from Bradysia coprophila, 1987 nucleotides. RefSeq names its product signal recognition particle 68 (gene Srp68). Gene Ontology annotation, molecular function: 7S RNA binding; endoplasmic reticulum signal sequence receptor activity; signal recognition particle binding. Lineage: Eukaryota; Metazoa; Arthropoda; Insecta; Diptera; Sciaridae. Gene Ontology annotation, biological process: SRP-dependent cotranslational protein targeting to membrane. The record is from RefSeq and is a predicted model, not a curated record. Gene Ontology annotation, cellular component: signal recognition particle, endoplasmic reticulum targeting.
UUUUCGUUUUGUUGUGACGUGUAGACAGUGAGAAGAGAGAGGUCCAAGAACAAAAUUUAAAUUAUUGACUGUCAACAAAGUGCCAACAUGAUUGGAUCUAACGCUGAAAUUGAGAAAAAGUCUGAAGAAAUUUCAGCUCAGGACGUUGAUGUCAUUUCCACUCCGAAGAUAAUUACCAUCGAAGUUUUACGACUCAUACGCGAUGCUCAACAACAGCACGGCCUCCGUCACGGAGACUAUCAGCGAUACCGCGGCUACUGCACUCGUCGCAUUGGCAGAUUGCGUAAAGCAUUGAAACUACCCCAGGGCGAUAAGAGACACUACAAGAAGCGUGACGUUGGUGUUGAAUUGAUCGAAGUGAAGAAUGCGGACGAACGUUUCCUGCACAUUCCGUUGAUGCUAUCGGAACGGGCUUGGUCGUAUGCCAUGCAACUGAGACAGGAAUCGAAUACUGAGCCGAGGAAAAAGUUUCAUUUAGUGAACAAAUUGCGGAAGGCUCUCGUGUACGCGCAACAAUUGAAGGAACUGUGUGGAAGCAAGAUCUGCGAUGCCAGAACGAAGCUAGAAGCUGAAGCGUACGUUGCAUGGAUCCAGGGAACGUUGAAUUUUGAAUUGUCAUUGUGGAAAGCGGCAGCUGAGAACUUAAAGCAUGCUCAAGUUGUGUACGAAAAUUUGUUGAACGCUUUGCCGGAGGAGGAGCAGACUCUAUACAAGGCCAAAGUUGACGAACUAACACCAUCUCUUCGCUACUGCGCCUAUAACAUCGGCGAUGGAGCAUCCAUGAACGAUUUAAUCGAAAUGAGAGCACAGGGAGUGCUUAGCAAUCUUGAUUCGCUCAUUUCGCAAACGAAAAGCCAGAGCAGCGAGACGUUGCAAACAACUGAGUGGCGAGGCCGUAAGGUCACAGUACGGCCGGAAAAAGUUCGUCUAUUCUUACUCAGCAUUCAAGAUUUGGACAAAAGCAUUGAAAAGGCAAAGACAAUCAAUUCCAAAAUUGAAAUCAUUGAGAAUGUUCUGUUCGACUGCAAGGAUGCAAUAUCGGCUGUUCGGGACGAGAUUAAACAAGAUCCGAAAUUGCGUCAAUCGGAUAACGGUGGACCGGUGUCGGGCAUUCAGUAUUUGUUGGCUUACUUAUCGUACAUUCGAUUGAUUCGCACUUUGGAACGAAACAUUUACUUGGUUGCGCAGGCCAAACAAAGUUUGGAUGAAGAGAAAUCGUCCGGUGAGGGCAAGAAGGUUCGACCACAGGAUUUGACUCGGCUGUACGAAAUCAUUUCGUCGAAUGUAACCGAACUUCAACAGAUCAGCGGACUGGAGGACGACAAAGUCUAUCAAAAGGAAAUCGAAGUUUUGUCACUGUCGUUCAAGGCAUUCCGUUGCUAUUAUAUUGCCGUUACAUUGGUUGGAUUGAAACGUUGGAAGGAAGCGGUCGCUUUAUACGUUCGAUCAACAAAUUAUGCUACCGAAGCGUUGAAACAAAAACCGAAACAAUUCAAUUUGACCGACGAUUUGAAGCAGCUGAUUACGCUGAUUGAGGGCUGUAAAUUCUCAGCUCACGCAUACAGCGUAUUGGAAGAUGAUACCAGCGAAGAAUUCAUAGCUUCCGGUAAAUCCCAAAAGUCGUCGAAACCAUUGUUCGAACGUUUGUCCGAGUACAAGGAAGAUCAGCAACUAAAUACGAAAAAUCCAAAUGUCUUCCAACUUACUCCGGAAAUGGAGCCCAUUCCCUGCAAACCGUUAUUCUUUGAUUUAGCCCUUAAUUUUGUCGAAUUUCCGUCGUUGGAUGACAAACUGGAUUCGCCCGGAGCAAAGAAAGGCGCUGGCAUAUCUGGAUUUGUUAAAGGAUUCCUUGGAUGGGGUGGAGCCAGUAAAUAGGUUUUUACUGCCUUCUCAAUGUAAACAGGAAACUAUCGAACUGGUGAGAGGUUUCAAGUUUUUCAUAUUUUCAAAUUAUUCGCACCCAAUAAAUGGAUGAUAUUCACAGAAG